AUGUCCAGCGUUCAUGCGGUCCCUUUUAACCGGCAGUACGGAUCAUUUCGUACCUCGAAUGCCGGAAUACCAAAGAGUCCGAUGAUAGGCGGACUCAAUCGAGGGUUGAUAGCGACGAUUGGCGGGACCGGAACAUCAAGCUUUCAGACGCCAGGAAGGGCAUCCGGAAGGGCUGUUCCUACACCAGUCAAGAAUCAGGAGAAUCUACCGGCUGCGGUGUCCAGCAAAGUGAUAGCGGUCACUCCGAGAAGUUGCCGAAAGGCGCUCACCUCAAACGGGACGGCGGCCAGUUCUUUGGAAUCAACCAAGAAGAUAGGGCUGAACUCACCCCUCCAAUCACCUCAGAUCAUCCGGUCGACCCGGAUCGAGCAAAACAAUUGGAACAAAAAGCUGACCUCAAACUUUUGCUCUCUACACUCGAAGUCUCCGGGCAGUUCCGGAACUUCGGUCGAGUCCAUUGUGCCAAAAUAUACCAAUAGUAGCAGCAACAGUAACGGCGGUGCCUUGAAAGCGUCCUUUUCGACCUUCUCGACCUCUCGGCCCGGGGAAGGCCUCAACUCCUCGAACGGAUCUCAGAAACGUGCCUACAACGUGCACAAACCAAUAGCUAAAGGUGGUGCCAGCAAGUACAUCGCUAGCAGCAACAAUGGCAAUAUUAGCAGUAGUAGUACCAGUAGCACUGGCAGUAGUCGUAGCAACAAUGGCUGUGUAUCCCACAAGAUUGUCACCAAGAAACUGUACCGGGAGGCCAAUGCCCCCAAGGGUUACGUGGCCCAGAUGGCCACAGCCCUCAGCAACGGAACGAUGAUGCCAACCCAGAACGGAACAACGAAGCAAACCUCAACGAGCAGCACCAGUAGCAGCAACAGUUCCUACUCCAGCAAAUUCCCCAACGGGUUGCCCUUCGAGAACGAGUUCUACCGAAGGCCCCGCCGUUCCCUUUCCGAGGUCCGACCCACGGACGCCUCAGGCCCCCGGCAUCUCCUCGGCCUUGGCCAGUCCCAGCGUCGGAGCAACUCCUCGGACACAGUCAGCCUCUCGGCCUACGGGGACGAAUUUUCCCGGAAACCAUCCAACGAAGACCUUUUCGUAGAUUUCACCAAAAGCCUACCGGAAACGCCCAAAUCGGCCAACUCACCACUUCGUCUUCCACAUCUUACAAACGGCAACGGCAACAAUCACAAUUCGACCAGAAACGGCCACCCCCAAACGACGACAUCGAUAGUUGAGUAUAAAAAUAUUAACCAUGCGAAUUAUUUUUACAAGUUUGAAAGCGUCAGCCGGCAUCAUCAUCUGCGGCGCCAGCGGCGUCCCAGUCCUCCGCCAAACUUCCGAGGGGACGCCGCAGACGCCCGUAACAACAAUGGCGGUGGUGCUAACGACGACGACGAGGAUGAACGGGGCGAGGAGGCGGAAGGCGAAAAGUCAACCGUGUACGUCGCCGUGGCCACGUGGGUUCCAAAAUGCAACAGGUUGCCGUACCACCAUCAUCACAAUCAUCAGCAGCAAACGGCGACGGCGCAGGCGUCCAAAGUGAACGAGCCGUCGUCUAAAGCCGAAGCAACUAGUGGUGGUGCUGGCGGUACCGGUAAGAAUGGCGUUCUGGAACCCACGGCUGAUUGCUCAGAGUGA
Uranotaenia lowii is the source of this 1632-nucleotide messenger RNA. RefSeq lists its product as uncharacterized. NCBI's taxonomy places the organism in Eukaryota, Metazoa, Arthropoda, Insecta, Diptera, Culicidae. The record is from RefSeq and is a predicted model, not a curated record. The coding region runs from base 1 to 1632 and encodes 543 amino acids. The transcript has a single exon.